Messenger RNA from Episyrphus balteatus (marmalade hoverfly), 741 nucleotides. RefSeq lists its product as uncharacterized. The coding region runs from base 4 to 708 and encodes 234 amino acids. NCBI's taxonomy places the organism in Eukaryota, Metazoa, Arthropoda, Insecta, Diptera, Syrphidae. The record is from RefSeq and is a predicted model, not a curated record. The transcript has 2 exons.
ACAAUGGGAAAAUUCUGUAGAACUAUUCGAACUCUUAAAAACCAUUCAAAAUUGAUACUAUUAAAGUAUUUUCAGCUGCCACAGCAACAUACAGCUGAUGAUUCCGUGAAAGAAGAAAAAGAAAUCUCUAUUCAAGAGUUUGAAAAACGAAAAGCGAAUUUAUUUUUGAAAAAAACAAUUAUUAUAUUUGAGCUGAUUAAUUGCAUCAAAUUGACAAAAAUAAAGAAAAAAAAAAUAAUAAAUAAAUUAUGUUUUGAACCUGAUUCAUACGUUCUGCAUCACUUUUACAAUCCAGCCCAUAAACAUUACAAUCGAAUAUUGGCCGAGCGAACUGAUGGUCAACCAUUGGAAAUGUAUUGUCACGACCGAAACUCAUAUCCACGAUCAACUAUGAUCGAUUCGGAAAUGCAAGUUAACCCACCGCAAGAAUCCGAAAUGACAUUGGAUUUUAUACCUGGUCAACGAGGCAAAUCACUUUUGUAUUUUAAUGGUUUCACAUUUGCUAAAAAUAAUGAAAGUGGUGGAACUGUGUAUUGGUGUUGUCGCAGUCGUAAAGUUGGCAAGCCAGCGUGUCGAGCGAGAAUAACGACGAGCAAACAAGAAAAUGGAUCCUAUAGAGUUGUUGUUACAACACCAUAUCACAAUCACAGUCCAUCUGUGAGAAUGUUAAAGAAAAUUGAAAAAUGUAUUAAAACGGAAAAGGUUUAAAAGUUAAAAAAAAAAGAUAAAAAUAAAAAUAAA